Pleurotus ostreatus (oyster mushroom) is the source of this 825-nucleotide messenger RNA. RefSeq lists its product as uncharacterized. The coding region runs from base 1 to 825 and encodes 274 amino acids. The record is from RefSeq and is a predicted model, not a curated record. The transcript is spliced from 2 exons. NCBI's taxonomy places the organism in Eukaryota, Fungi, Basidiomycota, Agaricomycetes, Agaricales, Pleurotaceae.
AUGGGCUCACAAACAAGCGCAGAGAACAGUCUCGCUCCUCUACCUACACCCACAUAUCCAUCUUUCGCAAAUGACGACCAGCGCCCCGAGAUGUUCUCCCCACGCGGCUCGCCCCCAUUGAUCAUUGCCUUUUUGGCAAUCGGGCUAUUCAGCAUCGCGAUGCUUCUAGUCUGUGGGUGGCAAAGAGUACGUGUGGCCAGUGGGUGGAUUUUGCCGACACCUGCAACAACUCGUGCAGGGGGGAGGGGUAACUUCAAAGGGGAGCGACUGGGUGAGAAACCUCAGCUAUGGGACGUGCGGAUAGCCUAUCCGGAGCCGGACACACAUCCCGCGGAUAAUGAGGAUGAUAGUGGCUUGCAUGGAAAUCGGAGUGAAGGCGAGGUGCAGAAGGGUAUGCGAUGGAAAGAUAUUACUCCUUUAUCUGCCACAAUCUGUUGGGACGAACAAAGUCAAUCUCUGUUGCCCAUCAACAAGGCUGAAACUCCUACAGAGGCAAGGCUGGGGAUAUCGCGUAUAAUUCAUCGGAUGUAUCCAGGUGAUGGGCAAGAGCCUCGAAUAUCCGGGACCUCGAGUGUGAUGUCGGAAAAUGAUAAUGAGAAGGGUGCAGGAGCUGGUGGUAAAUUGAGUGCCAUCGAAUCCGAUAACGCGCAGCUUCGGGUGGCGGUAGUGGUUGCGAUGCCUUCGCCCCGUACCUUGAACGCACGAAGGGACCCCGAACCGCUGGGAAACCCUGGCCGAGUUGACAAUGAACUGUCGUAUGCAAUUGGGUUAGUACAGGUAGAGCAAGGAAGAUUGAGGGGACUUACGUGCGACUCUGUAUAUUAA